Molecule: messenger RNA, 2013 nt
Organism: Rhopilema esculentum
Lineage: Eukaryota; Metazoa; Cnidaria; Scyphozoa; Rhizostomeae; Rhizostomatidae
Product: lipid droplet-associated hydrolase
Biological process (GO): lipid storage
Cellular component (GO): lipid droplet
Molecular function (GO): lipase activity
Source: RefSeq, a predicted model, not a curated record
AUACCAUUUAGGUCUGGUGCAAGAUGGAGUCGCUGGAUUACACCCCUUGUUGCUCUCUAGAAGUCCAUAGAAGUGUGGAAGAUGUUUGCAAUUCACCAACUCUUGUGUCACAGAUAGGAAAAAACAGUCAUUCGAAAUUUUGUGUUGUAGUUGUGACUGGGAACCCUGGAAUGAUAGAGUUCUAUGAAGUGUUUAUGUUACAGCUACACAAAGCUUCAAAAUGCCAUUUGGAGGUAGUGGGAAUCUCCCAAGCUGGUCAUUCCCCAGUCUGGAAGUAUGCGAAAGAUGAUUCGGCGCAAAGUUAUAAAAAGGCGGAUUGCAAAAAUCUGAAGUAUCAAAUCGAGCAUAAAAUAGCUUUUGUUGAUGAAUACGUACCUAAGGAUAAACAACUAAUACUUAUAGGACAUUCUAUCGGUGCCUAUAUUGUUUUAAAGAUGCUCGAGAAUCGCAGAAUCGAACAACGGGCCUGUAAAACAGUUCUUCUAUUCCCAACAAUCGAGAAUUUGAAGUACACGCCAAAUGGAAAUUUCUGGGACCCGGUGUCUUUCUACUUUCGCCAUCCAUUUGCACUGACCGCUUGGUUAUUGUCCUUCACGCCGCUUUGGAUGCGUAAAAUGUUAGUUGAUUGGCGGACAAGCUGGAAAGGACGGGAUACGCACCCGCAGUUGGUUGACGCAUUCAUGCAAUGCGUGAGCUACACGCUCAUGAAUAACGCCCUUUACAUGGCUGCAAGUGAGAUGAAGCACGUGAACGAGGUCGAUGAGAACAUGGCGCAGAUUAUCGAUCGCAAUAUCAAUAAAAUUACCUUCUAUUAUGGUGUAGAUGACAAGUGGGCACCAGUGCAUUUCUACGAUUCAAUGAAGAAAAGGUUUCCAAAUGGAGACAUUCGUUUGUGCGAGCAUGGCUUUGAACACGACUUUGUCGUAGACAGUUCCGAAGACGUCGCGGGACUGGUCUGGGAUAUGAUCUCUCAUUUGAACAACAAUUUUUGUAUAGAAAAAGUAGACCACCGUGAAACUGAAACCAACAGAUCAAUAGUGACCAAAAAAGAAUGUUGUUAGUCGCAUGCAAUUGAGUUUGGUUGGCUGCAUUGUUGGAAUCACUCGAGGUCUUCAACCCGAUUACACCCAAGAGCGUCGAGAGGAGAGGCAAAGGAUCUGGGCCGGUGCUCCCAUAGGGCCCUUUUGCCAAUGCGGCCUGUAUUCGAUAAGGCCUAUGAUUAUCUUAAACCGUGCUGCUACCAUAUUGUUACAAGAUCUAUUUACGACACAAAAAGCUAAUACUUUCAGCAACUUAUAUGGAAUGACCCCUGUAAGUGAAUCACAGAGAAAAGCGAUGACAAAAUGUCCUUCAUGCAUAAUAACAAUGUUUUUGUACAAUCAUGUUAAAAUUCUUAAAAACCUUUUAAACAAUUGUGCCCAAUUGGGGCGAUUUCCUAGUUUUUGAGGAGACCGAGAAGGGUGUUGCAACAGAAAAGUUUCUUAGGCCCGAGCAGGCUCGCGAUGGACCUAAUUGCACCAGUUGCAUUUAUCCUGCUAUUCGCUCGGGGCUGAAGCCUGACGUCCUGAGAAGGUUUUCUCUCAAGAAGUUAUUUUCCUGUUUGGUGUUUACACCACAUUUUUAAAGUCGGUUAAACUAGCAGAGUGUAGACAGGGAUUUUACCAGUAUAAAUUCUACUUCAAAAUUGUUGUUUUAAUCAUUGGUAGACUACUUAAUCAUAGGCUAUUUAGUCGAGCCUUGAACACAGUUCAGUAUUUAUAUGAAUUUUAAAGUUUUACUUAGUAAUUUCUGACGGAUUUAGUUAUACCGUCGAGAAAUAAGUUUCGAUUUUUAUAAUACGGCAGAAUCUUUAGAAUUGUGGCAGAAUUGUGUAACUUCAUAUCGUGUAUAAGUUCCUUAUGUUUGUGAUUUUGCAGUUUAUGGAUAUUAAGCUUUGUAUACGUUACCAGUCUGUAGCAGACAUCCAUGUUUUUAAAGAUAGAUUUUUGAAAGACAUUUUAAAACAAUUUAGCA